GUAGAAUGUGUUCAGCAGAGAGUGAACUAGUUUAGGAGCUCGGGUUAAGGUUGUUCUAGGCGGAAACCAUCCUCUAGGAGCUCUACAGGAAGACGAAUAAGAUGGAGGAGGUGUUCGAAGUAGGACGGGACCCAGCCAACAUGGACCAGGGCAUGGAUGAUGUACUACUGCCUGAUGUUCCUGAGGAUAUGCAGCAUAAUCCAGCUUUCCAGGUUGAGAUCCAUGAAGGUCAAGGAUUAGGUCUUCUUCCAGAUUAUCAGGAUCCGUUUGCUGAUCAUGGUUUUCUAGCUCCUGGUAUACCAGAACCCCUUGCUCCAGAAGCACUAGUUGGUCACGAGGUUGAAGCCGGCGGCGGAAUGAAUCCUCCAGUUCCUCAACCACGGCAGCUGCUUCUCCGCCACGCCUCCCAGUCCAGUCUAGACGAAUCGUCUCAAAAAUUCAGCGGCAAGUCCGGGGAAACACGUCGACCUCCGUACAAGAAUCCUAAUCAUCCUUUAAAGAUCGUGGACGGAAUGAACAGUUUACGGUCUGCUGGUCUACUAUGUGAUAUAACCCUGGUGGCUGAGAACCUUGAGAUCAAGGCUCAUAAGAUGAUCCUAGCUUCCUGCUCUCCUUACUUCUUCGCUAUGUUUACAGGGUUUACUGAGAGGGACAGCAGCAGGGUGAAUAUAAAGGGAGUAGAUCCUGAAGCACUCACAACACUCAUAGACUACGUUUAUACAUCGCAGGAAUCAUAUAUAGAAUGUCAUUUUACCGAAGUGUUGGAAUGUGAUGAAUUCUUCAGUCUAUCUGCAGACCAGGUUGCACAACUAAUCUCCAGUGAUACAAUUACAGUGCCUAAUGAGGAGAAGGUUUUUGAAAGUGUUAUUUCCUGGAUACAAUUCGAACCAGACUCCAGAUCUCAGUUCCUUUCUGUUCUAAUGGAACAUGUCAGGCUUCCCCUUCUUGCCCAGGAAUAUCUUAUACAGAGAGUUACCACAGAAAAUCUACUAAAAACGAAUGAUGUCUGCAAGGAUUAUAUCAUUGAAGCGAUGAAGUUCCACUUACUGAAAGGUGAUCUCAAGCUCCAGAUGUCAUUGACCUCCCCUAGAACUAAACCUAGACAGCCUGUUGGUCUCCCGAAGGUCUUGCUUGCCAUUGGUGGCCAAGCCCCAAAAGCUAUUAGGUCGGUUGAGUGCUAUGACCUGAAAGAAGAAAGAUGGAUUCAUCUGACCGAGAUGCCCGGAAGGAGAUGUCGAUGUGGUGUAGCGGUCGUCAGAGGUCGAGUGUACGCAGUUGGUGGGUUUAAUGGUAGCCUGCGGGUUAGAACAGUUGACGUGUACGAUCCAACCAAUGAUACCUGGUCCAGUAUUGCAAGUAUGGAAGCUAGAAGGUCAACCCUGGGAGUAGCAGUCUUGAACGAUUUUAUCUACGCUGUAGGAGGUUUUGAUGGAAGUGCAGGACUAAAUACAGCAGAGGUGUUAGAUAUGACUGUAACUGGGAGUCAUGAGUGGCGAAGUAUUGCUCCAAUGUCAACAAGAAGGAGUUCUGUUGGAGUAGGAGUCCUUGGUGGUCUUAUAUACGCAGUAGGAGGAUAUGAUGGAAACUCCAGACAAUGCCUCUCAAGUGUAGAGGUGUACAACCCUGAGCAGGAUAUUUGGUGUCCUGUGACCGAUAUGUUUGCCCGGCGGUCAGGGGCCGGGGUUGGUGUACUGAACGGGCUUCUUUACAGUGUUGGUGGUCAUGAUGGUCCGGUUGUCAGGAACUCAGUAGAAUGCUAUAAUCCGGAUACUAACAGAUGGGCCCCGGUGGCUGAAAUGAAUUAUUCUCGAAGAAACGCUGGUGUAAUAGCUCACAACGGUGUGCUCUACGUUAUAGGUGGAGACGAUGGAACAUCAAACCUGUCUUCAGUAGAGGUACUUGGUUGGUUGAUUGGUUAGUUAGGAGAUUGAGAG
Molecule: messenger RNA, 1934 nt
Organism: Eurytemora carolleeae
Lineage: Eukaryota; Metazoa; Arthropoda; Copepoda; Calanoida; Temoridae
Product: kelch-like protein 3
Molecular function (GO): protein binding
Source: RefSeq, a predicted model, not a curated record